Messenger RNA from Symbiodinium sp. CCMP2456, 804 nucleotides. The record is from the annotation of a GenBank genome assembly. NCBI's taxonomy places the organism in Eukaryota, Dinophyceae, Suessiales, Symbiodiniaceae.
AUGCCAUUUCUCCACGGCCAUCGUGAAGACCCCUCAAGCUUUCUCAAGAAGCACUUGGUCAUCAAGCCUUCAGCUUUGGUACCCCUGACCUUCCUGGUCGGCGCGACUUCCGCCCUCACGCUGCUCUUUGAAACUGCCCUCCCGGAUACAGAUUUCGUCGCCUUCAUGCGGGUUCCUCUCAUCUACAUUAUCCAGCGGCUCUGGCGAAAAGUCAUGGAUGCCGAGAGGCAGUUUCGCACCUUCAGCUUGCAGAAGGAGAUAAUCGAAGGUUGCAUUGUCGAGUGGUACGGCUCUGUAGAAGACUUCGAGGUGGGUGUCCGCACCCAUGUGCACGAUGCCUUCAUUGAGCAGGUGACCCGCUUUCCUCUCGGGUAUCAAUGGACGGUAGGGAUGACCACGUGCAUACUUUGGGGACAGCUGGAUGCCAUCGCGGCACGGGCACAUGGUGGCGCCUAUAGUUAUGCUGCCUCCGUGGCGGUUGCCACCAUGGCUUGGUUUCUGUGGAUCACGCCAACGCACUUCUUGAUUAUGAUCAGGAUUAUUGCCUAUAUGAUGGAGAUCGGCCGGUCGAAAUCACUCCUCCUUCGUUGUGUUGCCACUUGCGUCGGCUACGUGGUCAUUGGGGUGCUUACAUUUAUUCCCCAUGCACUUCAAACACUGCUGUACCAAGUCAUUCCCGAGCCUCUGAUCGGUGCGGGUGUGUUCUGGGUCGUGACUCUGUGCAUUGCGUUGGUAAGCCAUUACUUUCUUGCCAGGCCUUGGAAGCAAGUGCCAGGGACAGCACACACAAAAGCUUCGAUAUGA